AGUACUUCCGCUGACCUCGGUCACGUGACCUAUAUGUCCUUGGUUUGGAUAUCUUUGACAUGUGAGCAUCAGAAACAUGUCUUUCCCCAAAAAACCUGGUGGUAAAGCGUUAGAUGUUUUACAGAAUCUGCCGCGGAUAACUUUAGCAAACUUGAGGCCUGAACCAGGAGCUAGAAAGCCGGAUAAACGGCGGGGUAGAGGACAGCAUGGUGGCAACAGAAGCGGCCGAGGACAUAAAGGAGAGCGACAAAGAGGCACCCGGCCUCGGCUGGGAUUUGAGGGGGGUCAGACUCCCUUUUACCUGGCCAUUCCAAAAUAUGGCUACAAUGAAGGACACAGUCGCCGUCCUCAGUACCAGCCUCUGUCAUUGAAACGACUGCAGUACCUGAUUGACCUGGGACGAGUCGACCCAACCCAGCCCAUAGACCUGACCCAGCUAGUCAACGCCAGAGGAGUGACAAUCCAGCCUUUGAAGAGGGACUAUGGAGUCCAGCUUGUUGAUGAGGGUGCCAAUAUUUUUGCUGCAAAAAUCAACAUUGAGGUUCAGAGAGCUUCUGAAGGAGCUGUGGCUGCUAUUGAGAGGAACGGAGGGGUCAUCACUACAAGUUUCUAUGAUCCUAUAAGUCUUGGGAUUCUCAUCAAGCCCGUCCCGUUCUUCUUGCGAGGGCAGCCUAUUCCAAAGCGAAUGUUACCAGGGGAGGAUAUGGUCCCUUAUUACACAGAUGCUGAAAAUCGGGGUUACUUGGCAGACCCAGAGAAAAUCCAGCAGGCCCGGCUAGCCCUGGCACAGAAGUAUGGAUAUAUUUUGCCAGACAUUUCAAAGGAUGACCUGUAUCACAUGCUCUCCAUGAGGAAGGAUGUUCGACAGAUCUUCUUUGGCCUCGCUCCAGGCUGGGUCGUUAACAUGCCGGAGAAGAAGAUUCUUAAACCCACUGAUGAGAAACUUCUGAAAUAUUACAGUUCAUAGGACUAAGAAAAAAUAAAUGUUUAUGUACAGCAUCUCAUGGCAAAAAUCGGAAAAAUCCUGAGUUUUGGAUGUUGAAAAUGUGUAAAAAAAAAAAGUCUCUGACAUGUUUCCAUUUUAUAUUAAAACGUGGCAAAACAGCAUUCUGUGUUUAAGAACUAAAUAUUGUCAUUAAACUUUAUCUUGAAAACUA
Siniperca chuatsi (mandarin fish) is the source of this 1157-nucleotide messenger RNA. It is a transcript of the gene mrpl15, whose product is annotated as mitochondrial ribosomal protein L15. The transcript has 5 exons. Gene Ontology annotation, biological process: translation. Gene Ontology annotation, cellular component: mitochondrial large ribosomal subunit. Lineage: Eukaryota; Metazoa; Chordata; Actinopteri; Centrarchiformes; Sinipercidae. The record is from RefSeq and is a predicted model, not a curated record. Gene Ontology annotation, molecular function: structural constituent of ribosome. The coding region runs from base 77 to 967 and encodes 296 amino acids.